Messenger RNA from Spodoptera exigua (beet armyworm), 5981 nucleotides. Lineage: Eukaryota; Metazoa; Arthropoda; Insecta; Lepidoptera; Noctuidae. The record is from the annotation of a GenBank genome assembly.
GUUGACAUCAUAAAGGUCAAGCUCAGCUUGAUACAAUGCUUCUUUUUUGAAAAAUUAAAUUUAACUUUACCGAAAGCAAUAAUCGAAAUUCUCUGUUGUUAUAACAUAAACCGACAUAAAAAUCUACUACAUCUGGAUCAUUAUAGAAUUUCGAAAUAAAUUUCACUGUCGAAUUUUUGUGAUUGUUUGUGAACAAAAGUAAAACUUUUUUGUUAGCCUAUGUUUAUGACACGCCGAGAUGCAAGAAAACAACAAUUUUGAAACUAUCAUUAGCACAUGGCGUCGUUUGUCUGGGGAACAAAUAGAAACUGCUGUAGUAAGUAUGUCUGGAGAUUCACCUGAUUACCAACCGCACAAGAAAAAAGAAGAGGAGACUGAUUUGUUGAUGCCAGAGAGGACAAAAGCACCCAUUGCAAGCAUAGCUACUGCUGGUACAGCAUUAGCCACUACAGAUGUGACAUCAGACAGUACAGUUACUGGAAAUGCUGAGGAGAAACAAGAGUUUAUUAGACAUGACAAAAAAGAUGAUAGCAAAGAAGCAGCAGGAGAUACAAAUGUUAAUGAUGCUAAAAGUGACAAGAGUGAUGAAUACCUUGACAAUGACAAGGUGAUAAACAAAUCGGAAAAGAUUGAUAAGGAUACUGAGAAGUUUGUAGACAAGGUAGAUAGUGUAUAUCUAAGACCACCCCCACCGCACAAGGCCCGCUCAGCUGCAUCCACAGUUGAAGAAGAAGAUUGUGGCAUCAAGUGCCUCUACUACACAAUCCAGUGUUGUGACUGUGUACUCAUGUAAGGUAGACCUAUAUAACAUUCUCAGUAUGCUCAUCUAGUUAUAAAAUAUUAUCUCUAUGCAUAUUCCAUGAUCUUAUAUUUUUACUCAUAGUCAUACACGAAGAAAACCUUGAAUUUUUGCUCACCUAUGGUGUUGUGUCAAUAAACUUUACAUUCUUAUUAAAAUGAUAUAUUUUUAUAACAAAAACUAUUAUAUGCUCAUGCAUAAAUUGCUUUAUUUUGACUCUUAAAGUCAUAACAUUUUGGGUUUUACAAUUUAUUUAACUUUUAUACUAAUAUGACAAAAUUUGAGGUAACAUUAUAUUGUUGAGUCUGUCAUAGACUUAACACGCCAUUAUAUCAACUAUUUUUGUAAUGUGCAAAAUAUUGCAUUCCACUAUGUUCCAAGUAUGUGAUAAGAAAUAUAUUUUUGUAUGAUUAAUAUACAAUAAUUGUAAUAAUAUUAUUUAGGUACCUACGAAUGAGAGUGAUACUUUUAGUGAUAUGAAAAAGCCUUGUCUUCUCUAUUACAUAGUAGCACAAAGACUGUAUUUUGAAUCACUCUACAUUGUUUUUGACUAACUUAUUAUUAAAAGAAUAUUUUGAGAAACAAAACACAUUUUAAAUAUAUAAAAUUUUAAGAUAAAAUUCCAGUCAUAAUUUUCAAUGAAGUGAAUAGAAAAUGUUUUAUUUUUUUAAAUUGCCCAAUGUUUGUAACUAAUUAUUGCUGGGCCCAGUUCUCUUGAUCUUUUAUUUAAAAAUUAUAAUCUGUAUUAGCUAGCAGCAGCUAUUUUAUAAUUCUGUAGUUUUAUUAUCAUUAAGUUGUAGUGUUAGUAACUUUUUAUAAUGAAUAAAAAGCCUUGUGCCAAUGUCCUUCCAUAUCAAUAUAAGUCUCCAAACAAGGGAGUAUUGAUACAUUUAUUAAAUAUAGUCUUGUAUUAAGAUUUCUGUCUAUUUUAAUAUCUUGUGUAUGGUAUUAUUACUAGGUGUAUCCAGUUUCGUACUGUACUUUAGAAUUAGUAUUUGCUGUAGUGGUACUUCUUAUCUUCCUUUUCUGGUCAAACAAUACCAGUUAGCCACGCCACUAUUAUAAGUCCUUUCUUAUUAUGAAUUUACCAAGAGUAAUGAAAAUCUUUAUAGCUAUAUUUUUGAUGUUAUAUUUUGCCAACUGUUGCUAAAAUUAAGGCAUUCAGCCACUUUCUGUAGGAGACUAUACUUGGUAUAAUAAAUAGACUGUAGAUUUAUAAAACAUGUAUUUAUAAAAAGUGUACACGUUUGUACUACAAAUAAAAAAAUAUCCUUGAAACAGUUGUAUUAUUUUAAGACACUGAUUAAACAGGGGAUUGGGUGGUAAGUGAAACACAAACAUUAAUAAAUUGUACAUUUAUUACAACCAAUAUGUAGUAGCACAACUUUAAAGAUUCCAGUAAACUGACAUUGAAAUAUGUAUGUAGAUAUAAAUGCAAAAUUCAUUAUUUAAUGUGUAUGAAUACCCAGCCUCAAAUACUCCUAUUAUUGCUUAAUUUUAAUAAUACACGAAAUACUACUAUUUUCCUUUUAAAUGAAUUAAUAAACGCUUAAAAGGGCACAAUAUGCAUGACAUAAAAUGUGAUAUCCACAAAUAUGGGUAAAUAAAUUAUUUAUCAUUGAAUAAUGACAUAGCCAUUAUUUCUCCUUGACUUACUAGCAUUCAUCACAUUCGGGAACAAUAUUUUUAGCUAAACAUAUAAUUUAGUGAUGAUCCAAAAUGUUGGUAACUAAUUACUAAUUUAAAAUGGUAACUGAAUAAAUUUAAAAUGAAUGUAUUACAAAAUAAAAUUGUUAUAACAAUUUAGAGUACAUACUUUGAAACAACACACAUUCAGUAUCAAAUAUGCUAAUACCAUACCUCUUAUUUGGUUAAUUGGAUAUUUCAAUGUAAUCAAAUUAAUUACAAAUUGAAGAUACCUAUUUUCAAUAGGUCUGGUCAGUUAAAACAGCUGAUGUAUAAGUGGCAUGAAAGUUUAUGCAUUGGCAUUAUUGAAAGGUAUCCUACAUUCUAUAAUCUAUUCGCACUUGUAAAGACAGUCACCUACAAAUGUCCAUUAUGUGCUAAAGAUUAACAUUGUCUUGAUUAGAAUAAUGAUAAAAAUAUCUUAUGCCCCUUAAUUUUAAGGAUAACGUAUGUGUUUUCUAGCGCAAAUCCUAGUGUAGGUACAUUUGGAUUGAACUGUACUUCUUUCGGAACAGUCUUUCAGUUUGUGAGAUAUUUUAAAUGCCAACUAGCGUCUAUUACAAAUCAUCAUCAUCAUCCUGUCAAAUUCUCAGACAAGUAUAAAACACAUUAUGCAAAAUAUGUAUUUAAAAUACAUAACUUGCAUUGUAUUGCAGUUUUAGUUACCAUUACAAUGUACAAUUAAAUUUAAUUAAAAUGAAUUAUGUAGCAUAUCACUAAAACAACAUGAAACAUUUAACAAUGUAAUUUUAUAAUAUAAUUGAUUACUACUUAAAUUAAAACAAAGUGAAAGCUAAGGACGUAAACUGAUAAUUGCAUUAUACAUAUUAUGUAUCAAAAAUCGUAACAAGGAAGAACAACAUACCUUAUAUUAAUUUAUGCUAAACCCCGGUAAAGUAUACAACGUUUAUUAAGUACUUAAAUCUAUAGUGGCUUCCUUUAUAAUUACGUAAAUUGUGCGUUAGUGCAUUUAAUUUAUCGUGAUGUUUGCGUAGUUCUUAGGCCUUAACUUACCCAUUAUAACUGGGCAUUAUAAUGCAUGACUUAUUGCAUAGUGAGGUCGUUUCAUAAUUCAACUAACUAGCUCACCUACGAGUAUAUGCUAACCUUGGUAAAACUGCCAUUUUGUCUUGAACUUUGACCCAACAGUAAAUUACGCGCUGUCUUGUCGCCAAAUAACAUUCCUGCCUUGCUGUAUAAGUAUAAUACAUAACAACAUAUUAGCUAUGCAUUUACCUAAUGUAUAAUUUGGCAAAUAACGUGAAAAAUGACCUAUCACAAAAUGUGCGUUCGAUUAAUUAGAUUUUGUUUAACAAAUCGAGUCUAUACGAAUAUGUUUUAAACUUGAAACAUUGUAUAUGUAGUUUCGUUAUUAAACAUUGUUAGCAAAUGCAUCCAUUAUGGUAUUUUGAGGCACAUAUUACGGAAUUAAUGCUGCGAAUAACAAUCAGCAUGACAAUAUAUCAUCAAAAUUGUUAAAACUUGAAUAUUUUUCACAAUUACUUAUUUUGUAAUUUCUUGACGACAGUCGACUUGUUUAUUGGUAAAAAUUUAUUAUACUACUAAAACACUUUUGUUAACAUAUCCACACAAAUUUGGCUAAGAGUAUCAGAUGGAACAGGUCUUUUAAUAUUCGAUUAAAAGACGAAGAAAAAGGUCGAUGUUAGAAAAUGCACAUCAAGAGUUUGGUUCUCUGGGAAUGGGUUUUACAUAUGUGGUAAUCAAUUAAUGACAAGCCUAAAAGCAGUAAAAAUGCUACAAGUCCUAAGGAGUCAGAUUAGUUUUUGGGACAACAAUAUCGAGUGCUGAAUUCGCCAAAAGUAUCGAUAAAUAACCCUAAAUAUCAGCACUCAAUGCCUAAGAAAAUACCUACUUAGAUUAAAUUUAUACACCUAACGCACGUCGCUCUAACUUUCAUCUUUACGUUCCCUAUACACACACAAGUAAGGUAAGUAUAGACAUAAUAUUAUAGAUAUUGAACAUAACAAAUAAUUAAAAAUAUGAUAAUGACUUGAUUCAAAUAUAUCCUACAUUAAAUAAAAAUAAUGAUACUUUACAUCUUGAAGUUUCAGUAACUACGACCCCGAACCAAACUAUAGUAUAAAUAAUUGGAAUAACAACACUUGGGACCGUAUAAGCCGUGAAGCUUGAGAUUCAUUUCAAUUUACUAGCCAUAAAAGCAUGUUCAGUUAUAGACAAUAGAACAAAAACAAUUAAAUUAUAACAAUAUUGACUACAGUAAAAAUAAUUUAAAUAUGACUAAACUUAGUUCACACCGGCUGGCUGGCUUACAAUUAUUAUGCAACCAUUACACUGCAAUUUUGCCCUAAAUUUCAUUUUAUAUAAGGGCGAUUUUCUUUUGUAAUGCAACCCGUCGAUUAUGGCAAAUAUUUUACCACCAGCCUGCAUAAAAAUUCAAUGAUACAGCCAAAUAAAUAUUCUUUGAUUGAAAUUAACUUAGUAAAUAAUCUGUGAUAAUAUCAUAGUCACUACAAAAUUUGGUCCCGUCAAAAUAUAGUCUACCAAAAAGUAAAUUAGUUAUAAAUUAACCAGAAAAUAUAAUGAUUGGUUGCUAAGAAAGGUGAGUAAUACAAGAACUUCCUUGCAUGUACAAAACAUUAAUUAUAAAUUCGUUACAAGUUAAGUACUAAGUAAAAUACAUAAUCAUUAUUAGGAAUAUUGUGUUUCGAUCUACUAUUUUUACUAUUUAUCGUGUAUUAGAGAAAAUUAUAAUUCUAUGAAUAAACACACUGUAUGCAUACGUCAUUUACCUACAGAGACGAGAAAAUAAAUGCUAUUAAAUAUCUUCGAAAAAUUGUAGCAUGAAUAAAAAUUUAUGUUUCUAGACAGUAGAUAAUAAUAUUAUAUGCUAUACAAUUAAUACAGAAAACGGUUUUAUAGUAAUAUAAUGAGUACUCAAUUCAUAGAUACUGUUCAGCACAACAUUAACUACAAGUAGUAGUAUUAUAUUAUUAAGUAUUGUAUAAAUAUGGCGUAACACAAUAAUUAUAAUACCUACAGUUUCAUACUGAACUUUGGGAGUAAACACACACCUAUAAUGACACAAUUAGAUAUUUAAGAAAUUGCACUACUAUUGCUAUUUUCCAAGAGGGAUUCCAUUGAGCGCACAGUGGCUACAGGAAUUCUUACCUUGGAAAAGAUUCGCGAAAACGCGCAUUUCUUAUUCGACUCUAUGCUGUUUCGCAAAGGAGUCUCGACGCAAACAUGCAGUCAUGACGUCAUAACCAUGUUGCGAUUUAAAUGUACCAAUAAACCGGCUCCUAGUUUUUGUGUAUAGGCAGUGGAUGAGCUUCGGAGUUAAUGACGUACUUGUUCAGGUCAAUUGUGAACCUAUCAUCGCUGAACAACAAGUACAGGUAUUUCAGAGUCUCCGACAAGAAGAAUGAUUCCAUCAUGUCACGCUGAACUGGUUUCUCAACCUUGACGUUCGCGAGCGAUGUGUAACCGUUUGGCACUCGUGCGUACUUCUCAAAUC